CUUUUUCGUCCCGCUUGUACUCGAAUCUCUUUAUUUCGGCUUUAAGUAGUUUACUUCUUUUUGCUUUCAAUAUUUGCUAUUUUGUUAUCAUCGUCCACUUAUAUUUCGUUUGAAAACUGUUGAGCUUAAGGCAACAAGUGUUUAUAUUUCCAUUCCGGACAUUCUGGGUGUAUGUGAACUGACACAAAUCAUGCCAAAUCUGGAGUGAUAAGCAGAUGUCAUAUUCCGUGAUGAUCCGGAUGCCUUUGACCUCGACUAAAUGACGCAAAAACAGUCUUUGUAGCUUCUUUUGUUUCGUUCCUUAUACAAUUCUACAAAACAUUCUGUUGACUCAUCAAUGGAUGUGGAUCCACCUAUACCACAUCCUGUUUUAAAAAGAUGCUGUAGUGCCCCAAUGAUUAGCGAAUGUGAAACAGAGGCUGGUGCCGUAGCCACCUCCUCAGCUACGGCUUCAUUAGCCAGUGCAGCCCCUUCACAUUCAAGAACAUCACCUACAUUUGUUUUGUGUUCUACAUUUGAACCACGGACCAGAAGAUUUAGUGCAAGUUUUAGUCCAUUGCAUUCCCCUACUCCUGGAAGUCCAAGAGUCCCACCCUCAAGAGUUAGCCAAUUGAAAAAGGAAGAAGCUUGCGAUGCUGUGGGUCGAGAGGUUGCCAGUGAAAAGGAGUUCCAAUCCACUUUACAAAUCUCAGCUUCAUGGGAAGAUCUAUCUCUGAGUGAUACCGAUUCAAAGGAAAUUAAAACUGAGCCUCAACGGAGGCCUUCGUCCGCUUGUACGGAGCCAAUUCACGUAACAUUACCUAAUGGGUUGUCAACCUUUGUCUCGUCUCCUUAUCCUUCACCGACCAGGGUUAGCGGUCGACAGUGUUUUUCCCCAUCUAUGCAAAUUCCUGUACGAAACUCGUCAUUCUCGCCGACUCCCAGCCCAAGUCCUACAAGAAAAACGUUUUAUACCAGUCGACGGAGUCUCUCGCCAAUAGCUAUUCGUGCCAGUUCUUUUGGACCGGUAAAGCGGAAAUGUGAUUUGGAGGACCGAGGAGAUUCGGCUUGGACCCCUAACAAAAAGUACCAACAUUUUUCGCCAGCAGCAAAUGUUUCUAGCGUUGGAGGUCCUCUUUUAGUCACCCAUUCUUCAAGUGCAGAAAAUGGUGAAAUCUCUGGGAGAGUUCCCAUUGUUAGUCGUAGUAGUGUGAUCCCUACACCAGAUUCGCAAUCUUCUUCAGCCAGUCCGUCAGAUUCAGGUUCUAACCCAUCACCUCUUCAGGUGUGUAAAGUGGUUGAUAGCCCAGCCAACAGUCCCGGUGGACGACGUGGCAGCACUGGCGGUGGAGGUGAGAGUAGUGGUAGCCGCUCUCGUGAUCGGACGUCGUGUGUCGUUCCUUCACCCUUAGCUGCCACCAACACGAUCGAAGACCCUGAUGGCGAAUACAAGAUUAGUUCUACAAGCAAAGAACGGAAAGAUUUCUCCAGGCUUUUUGUUCCAAUUCCGCCAUCGCCUGGAGCUAUGGAUUGCUGUACGGGCGAUAGCGAAGAAUCUUUAGCCAAUAAUCAUCACGAUUUUUCAACCAACAGAAUUCGCGAACAAGCUUCCAAGGAGCUGGAUGCUAGUGGUGCGGAUUAUGCCACCAUGGAUGAAAAUAUGGAAGAACCAGUCAUGGUUUCGUCACAGGAACAUUCAAUGAGCGUCGACUCUAGUCACUCUCCUAUGGAUCCCUCCGUUUAAUCCGUAUUUUCGGCAGGAAACCCUGUCAAAUCGUCUUUAUUCCCCUUCAAAGACAAUGCCCCCUUGCCCUCAUUCGCCUUCUUCUUACGCUUUUUUUUUAGUCAACAAUCACGGGAUAUUUUGUAGGGGCAUCCGACGCAGUUUAGACGUCCAAUGAUAACCUGAAAGUAAGAGAAAAUGUGUGCCCACGUUGUACGUCGCACAGCCUUGUUUUUUUCAUACAUGAGUUCCAAGUUACGUGUUGCCAACCCCCUGCCUAUUACCUUACAUAUUCCGUCACUUUCUCGCUUACAUAUGUUGCUUGAUAUAUGCAAUGAUCGAGUGACCGAUUUGUUUUCUUUCUCCUUUUUUUCACUUUGUUGCAGAAUAGUAAGCCGUUUGUUCCGCGACUUUUUUACUCUUCGAGUUGUUUUCGCUCGUUGCCAUGACACCUUAGAAACAGAAAACAAAAAUGUAGUAAUAAAUGAAAGCACGAUUAAGAUGCUAAUGAAAUUUGAAGUGUUUCCUGUUUGGAAUUGGCAUGUUGGUAGAUCAACACAGUCUGCCCCAACCGAAAAUAUAAAUCUCAAUGUUAA
This is a messenger RNA of Daphnia magna, 2298 nucleotides long. RefSeq names its product PPP2R1A-PPP2R2A-interacting phosphatase regulator 1. The record is from RefSeq and is a predicted model, not a curated record. The coding region runs from base 338 to 1723 and encodes 461 amino acids. Lineage: Eukaryota; Metazoa; Arthropoda; Branchiopoda; Diplostraca; Daphniidae. The transcript is spliced from 9 exons. Gene Ontology annotation, molecular function: protein serine/threonine phosphatase inhibitor activity.